This is a messenger RNA of Panonychus citri (citrus red mite), 1594 nucleotides long. Its product is annotated as intracellular coagulation inhibitor 2-like. The record is from RefSeq and is a predicted model, not a curated record. The transcript has 3 exons. Bases 368 to 1537 code for a protein of 389 amino acids. NCBI's taxonomy places the organism in Eukaryota, Metazoa, Arthropoda, Arachnida, Trombidiformes, Tetranychidae. Gene Ontology annotation, molecular function: serine-type endopeptidase inhibitor activity.
UAGCCAGUUAAUUUGUGGCUCAAGUAAUUAACGUAAAUCAACUCCCUAACUUGUCAGCUGAUUGUUGCCUUUCAUUGGAAGGCUUAAUUGUUUUUUCCUCUCGGUUUCAACUGCGCUUUGAAUUCUUGUCAUUUGAUUAUUGCCUCAUCGAAAGUAAAUCCUAUUCCAAUUACAUGUAAUUCACAACCAAACUGCUCAAACUGAAAUGCUUACACCCCGAUGAAUUAUCACAAUAAACAAACCGAAUUAUCUUUUUAAUCUGUGAAAUCCUUUUUUGCUUUUCAUUAGAAUCUAUUGAGUUAUAAACACUGAGAUUCAGUUGCUCAGUCAUCAGAUUUUUUUCAACAUCUAGAGUUUUACAAACAUCAUGUUGUCGACAUUAAGUGGGCCUUCAAUUGGUUUCGGACUUCGUUUCUUGGAACAAUUAAACACCAACAAUUCGAAUAAGAAUGUCGUUUUCUCUCCUUUAAGUGUCAUCUUAGCCUAUGGAAUGUUAUUGGAAGGAGCGACUGGUAGAACUGGAGAACAGAUCAAAGAGGUUCUCCAAUUAUCUUCUAUUGGUGAUCAAAAUUCUGAAAUUUCUCAAGCCGCGAAAAAGCUUCUUGAUGAAUAUAAAUCGAUUGCUGAAGGUUCGAGUGAUCGCAACUUCUCAUUGGUUUUAGGUAAUUUGGCGAUGGCCAAUAGAGCUUAUCCAUUAAAAGAAGCGUUUGUCCAAAGCUUAUCGACUAAUUAUUUCGCUCAAGCGACAAAUGAAGAUUUUCUAAAAGGAGUCGAAGUCAUGAAUAAGCUAAACUCGUGGGUCUCUGAAAAGACUUUUGGCAAAAUCGAUGAAAUCUUAUCCGAACCUCCGACUCCACAAACGAUAUUAAUGCUGAUAAACACCGUUUAUUUCAAAGGAAAAUGGGUCGAACCAUUUAAUAAAGGAACUACAUUUGAUGAGACUUUCAAUAAUUCUGAUGGAACUACGAGUAAGAUCAGAAUGAUGUCAAUUCGAAAUAAAAAUCGUAAUUACCUCCACAAUUCCGUGGAUAAAUUCAAGAUUGUUGAGCUUCCAUACAUCGGAGAUGUUAGUAUGAUCUUCAUUCUACCCACCGAAUCCAACACAUUAUCCGGUUUACUUCCUACGUUGAAUUCAAUUGGAUUAGAAAAUCUUUUGGAUUCUAUGAAAUCAACAAAGCUUCGUACUCUUAAUAUUCCAAAAUUCAAGCUUGAAGAUACCCACAAGUUACAUGAGAUUCUUCCUCGUAUGGGAAUGGACUUGCCCUUUAGUGGACACGCAGAAUUUCAGAAUAUCACUGAAGAAUCUAAACUACUAGUAUCCGAAUCAAUUCAAAAGGCUCUGAUCGAAGUCGAUGAAGAGGGAACUGUCGCUGCAGCGGUGACUUCUAUCAGGAUGAUGAGAUGCUGUAUGAUCUCUCCAAAAGAAGAAGAAGAAGAUUUCAUUCUUGAUCGACCUUUCAUCUUCAUGAUUCGGGACAAAUUGUCGGGAAUUAACCUAUUCAUCGGUCAAAUGAAUAAAAUGCCAGAUCUUAACUAAUCUCUUUUAUGUAUCUCAUUCAACACUUGAAUAAGAAUAAAAAAAUUUCAAUAAUCA